Anopheles gambiae (African malaria mosquito) is the source of this 3523-nucleotide messenger RNA. It is a transcript of the gene Tmf, whose product is annotated as TATA element modulatory factor. The transcript is spliced from 3 exons. The record is from RefSeq and is a predicted model, not a curated record. NCBI's taxonomy places the organism in Eukaryota, Metazoa, Arthropoda, Insecta, Diptera, Culicidae. Gene Ontology annotation, cellular component: Golgi apparatus; endoplasmic reticulum. The coding region runs from base 84 to 3461 and encodes 1125 amino acids.
AGAUUGCGCAUCGUCUAUUGCUACGGUGAGUAGCGACACCAAAUUGAUUGAUUGAAGGAACGUAAAACAUAGAGCUGAUAAAGAUGAGUUGGUUCGAUACCACGGGCAUAGCUAAUUUGGCGAAAAAUGCACUCAAAGAAGCACAGAAGCAAAUCGAUAAAGCGCUGGAUAUCAAAGAUGAGGAAGAAACGACCAUUGCCAGUGUUUCUAGCGUUGGUGUUGAUACCAGUGGUGGCGAAAAGUUAGUAAAUAGCUCAAUGCACUCUGUCGUUUCUAUACACCCUACGGCCGAACGCACGAGUGUGUUGCAGCCUAGCUCCGUUGAUUUAGAUGCGGAUGGAAGCGAAGGCACAUCGCUAGAACAAUCAACUCUAGCGAAAUCUAGCAACGCCAUUAAAACCCCAUCAAAUCUGCGACACGUGAGUGUUAAAGCUGCUGAGAAAAGAAAUGAUUCCACUUCUUCGACAACAGAAGCAGACAGCUCAUCAACUGCUGUCCCAAUCAUCACUUCACCUAGUCAACCAUCUCCUUUGGCAAUUAAUGUGCAGGACGGCAUGGGAACAGAAUCGGUCGAACUAAUCGAUACGCCACGAACAUCAACAAGUUCUAACACGGAAUCGCCAGUUAUUGUUGAUCAUAGUACACGUUUCGAUGCGCACCAAGGGCAACAGUACACCGUCGUAAAAGAGCAUCCUGACAGGAACGAGGAGUACGUCAGUGUUGAGAGUGAUACGGUUUCGUACGUAUUGUCCGAGCAACCAAAUACUGUCCAGGACACGUGUGUAAACUCGCCUCCCAUUACUGUUGCACCUGGCCGUAGUUCCUAUCGGUUUUCUAUUCCCAAUGAUCCGUCGAUGAACGUCGUUGGUGUUACUAGUCCAACCAUAGAAACAUUAAGCGAAAAGUGCGAAGAGCCGCAAUCCAAAGAAAGUUUCGACAAGGAUCCGAACAAUCGAGCCGGCGAUCCAGUGCAGCAAGUAUCAAAAGAAUUGUCCGAUGCGUUGCCAUCACAACGAUUUUUAACUUCAAAGCAAGAACUGGAAAACAGCUACGAGAAUCUCGAAUUUCAAGCACAACUAACUGACCUUACCCACAGUUUUGAGGACCUAAAGUCUUGCGGCAGUGCUGCUGGUAGCCAUUUCCCGAGCACUGCUUCGAGUGAACAGUUUGAAACAACGGACAAACUGUCGGAUGCCGCUUUUGAGACACUCGGCGGUCUAGGGGCGGGGCAGAAUUUGUUUCAAAGUUUAGGCGAGGAUGAAAUUGAGACGACGACGUCGUCCGAUAUAGAAAUUAUUUCCAGCCCAAACGGGGGCGAUUCUAGCAGCACUAACAGUGGCAUCUACCGCACAAGUCCACUCAAAAUGUCCACUGCUAAGGGUGAAAAUUUUGAUAUGAUGCUAAUCAAAAGGCGUCGCGGACACACGCGAGAACCGUCGGAAAUUUCGAUCAACAGCGGCAACAGUGACGAUUCUAGUCAUCUGCCCGAAACCGAACAGCUGAUGCGACGGCUGGAAGAGGUAUCAGAGACGCUGGAGCAACGGGAAUACCGGCUGGUAGAACUUGGGCGACAGAAUGCGGAACUAAACGAACAAAACGCACAGCUGACUGCGCAGCUUGAGAGCAAAGCUAAACGGGAGGGUGGAUCUGAUCUGGACGGGUACAUGCAACGCUUAUCUGCCCUGGAGCGUAAGUUUCAGCAGUCUAUCCGGGAAAAGGAAAAUCUGAAGAGCAAAUUUGAUGCACUGCGAAUGGAAGCGGACAAAAAGGUAGCCAAGUGCGAUAUGGAUAAAGCAGUGAGCGAAAGAGAUUUUAUGAUCAACGAGCUGCAAAAGGAGGGGGAAAGCCUCUCCAAGCAGGUGUUGCAACAUUCUAAUAUUAUUAAAAAGUUGCGUGCGAAGGAAAAAGAAUCUAGCGUACUGAUUAGCAAGCAAUGUGAUGAAAUAAGCGAACUGACGCAAGAGACCGAACGACUCAAACGAUCGUUAUCGGCAAAGGAAGAGGUAGAGCGUUCGCAAAUUGAUGCUGUGCACAAGCUGACAUCUGAAAAGGGCAAGCUGGAACGCGAACGCGCGAUGCUAGAUGAUAAAUUAAACGAUCAAAUACAAAAGAGUGAAGCGAUGCGCAAGUCAUUGGAGUUUGUGCGCAACGAACUGAACGAAAAAUCAGAGCUGUGCCACGAUUUACAGAAACGGUUGGACAAGCUACAAAACUGCAAAACCGACUCCCAAACGUUUCAGAAAACCAAUGAAGUGCUCAUGCUACAGCUGGAAGAUCUGCGCGAGCAACUGCGGAGAACCGAACAGGACUACGGACAACGACUGAAUCGGGCGAAAAAUGAACAUGCGGAAGUGUUACGCAAACUAGAAGCUGCCGAAUUGCGCACGGAGGAAGAAAAAAAUGCUUCUGCCCUGCUCACAAUGCCGCUGAUGAAACAGCUUGAUUCCUUGCAAAACUUACUGCGACAUAAGGAACGUUUGGGCGAACAACGGGAUGCUUCAUUUGCCCAGCAGCUGUCCGAAGCUUUAGAGCGUAUCAAAUUAAUUUCCGACAAAGAGAAAACACAGCGAGAUAUUAUUAUCACCAUGCAAAAUCGCAUCAGUAAUUUGGAGGAACGUUUACAAGCUGCGCUGCUUCAAACUAAAGAAGCUGUAACCAGAUUAAAACAGCAGACUCUUGAGGCUGAACGACGUCUUGAAGAUUGCAACAAGCAUGAGGGUAAAGGAGAGAGCUUGGAAAAGGAAGCAGCACCUGCUAUCGAACAUGCUCACGAAAAUGAAACACAGUUAGAUGGUGCUGAUAAAAUACCCCCUACGAAGCAAACAGCCACAAUAGAAGCCAACGAGAGUGAUCCGAAUAUUGAUAGCUCUAUGCCACAGUUUGGAAUGGAUAUGCAGCCUGUAGAAGCCUCUUCUAUUACUAGUAUUGGAAAUCUAUCUCUUCCAGAUUCAUUAAAUAGCAUUCCAUGGACUACUCCCGAGGAUGAUGCAGUUUCCCUAGGAAAGGUUGAGCCUUUCAACGAUGGAAUAGUUGAUGUGGGAUAUAAUUUACCUAAUUUGUUCAACACGACAUCACAUCUUGAGACCUUGCAAGCUACACUUAAGCAACGUGAUGGCGAGAUCUGUCAGCUUCAAUGGGAAGUCUCUCGGUUUCAGCAGGAACGUAAUGUGCUUAGUGCGGAAAUAUCAAAUCUUACCAUCGAGCUAGAUAAUGUUCGAGAACGUUUUGAAUGCAGUAUUCGAUUAGAGGAGGAACACACAGAAUUGCAAAACCGCUAUGAUGCUCUUUUGCAAAUGUAUGGUGAGGCGGUGGAAAAAACCGAAGAAUUGCAGCUGGAUUUAGCGGACGUGAAGGACAUGUACAAAAUUCAAAUUGAUGACCUGCUUCAACGUCAGCGUGAGCUUAUCGCAUCUAUGAGCCAUCAGUCAUCACUACUUUCAUCCUCUAGAAAUAAUUGUUGAACUAUUUUUGAAUUGUUAAUAAUAUAUGAGCUAUUUUAAUCGCGGUCGAUUGAUAACAACAA